AUGUCUUCAACCAAAUCAGAUGAGUCCAAGGGAGCCAUUGUAGAGCGUCUUGAAAACUUUGAGGAGAUACAAUCCAAGCGCCCGGACUUUGACCACUCGAAUGCCCCAAUCGAGGUCACAAAGUCCCCCGAUCCGACGUGGUCUUACGGCCAGGGAGUCCGCACCCGGGAAAGCAACUCCCCUUCCCACAAGGAGGUUGACCCAUACGCAUCUGAUCGAUCAAUGAUCAAUAACUACCGUCUUCUCGUUUCCGGAAUCGCACCAAGGCCGGUUGGGUUCCUGAGCACCUUGUCAAAGGAUGGCAAGAAGAACCUUGCGCCUUUUAGCUAUUUCCAAGUCAUUGACCAUGACCCACCCAUGUUCAUAGUUGGCUUCUCAUCAAGAUCAGGUGCUAUCAAAGACUCGUACCGAAAUCUCAAGGAGACGGGCGAAUGCGUCAUCAACACAGUAUCGGAAGACAUGAUUGAGGCUGUCAACGCAACCUCCAUAGACGCUCCGCAUGGAGUCUCCGAAUGGGAUAUCUCAGGGCUGCAUGAGGGAGAGACUACGACAGUGAAGCCAUCGAGAGUUUUGGAAUCGGUGUUUUCUAUAGAAGCAAAAGUGGUGGACAUCAAAGAGUUCAGUGACCACGCAAAGGAUGGAAAGAGUCUCGCCGGAAUGGUUCUGCUCAAGGCAACACGAUUCUGGGUCAUGGAGGAUGCUGCUGAUCCAGACUUCAGUCAUAUUGAGCUCGAGAAGUUGCGUCCUGUGGGCCAGCUGGGAGGAAAGUCGUAUGGGCGCAUCACGUCAACUUUUGAGGUGCCUCGUAGAAGAUGGCAAGAUGAAGAGCCGAAAAGCGAAUUUCUGCAGAAACUGGACAAAUAA
Colletotrichum fioriniae is the source of this 864-nucleotide messenger RNA. RefSeq lists its product as uncharacterized. Gene Ontology annotation, molecular function: FMN binding. NCBI's taxonomy places the organism in Eukaryota, Fungi, Ascomycota, Sordariomycetes, Glomerellales, Glomerellaceae. The record is from RefSeq and is a predicted model, not a curated record.